GUCCAGCCCUUCCUUGGGCUCCAGCCUACACAGGGAUAAACAUCUGAACCUCGCUGCUUAACCAGGGACUUGGCUGCCUGAGGCCUAAGACUGCUUCUCCACCCGGGUCGGAGAGGGAACUGCGAGGUGUUCGCCAGAACAUGUCUCAAAACCUGGAAUCAGCGAAGAACUUGCUUGUUUUCUUGGGAAAAUCGCUGUUGAGUGUUUUGGAGGCCCUACUUUUUCAUAUCAUCUCAAAGCCACGGAAGAACGUUGCGGGUGAGAUAGUGCUCAUAACAGGUGCCGGGAGUGGACUCGGAAGGCUCUUAGCCUUGCAGUUUGCCCGCCUGGGAGCGGUGCUUGUUCUCUGGGAUGUGAAUAAAGAGUCGAACGAGGAGACUCGUCAGUUAGCUGGGAAAGCAGGAGCCACCAGAGUGCAUGCCUACACCUGUGACUGCAGCCGGAGGGAAGAAGUGUACAAAGUGGCUGAUCAGGUUAAGAAAGAAGUUGGUGAUGUCUCUAUCCUCAUCAACAAUGCCGGCAUUGUAACAGGCAGACAUUUCCUCGACUGCCCAGAUGACCUCAUGGAAAAGUCAUUUGAUGUCAAUUUCAAAGCACAUUUAUGGAUGUAUAAAGCCUUCCUGCCUGCCAUGAUUGCUAACAACCACGGCCAUUUGGUUUGCAUUUCAAGUUCGGCUGGAUUAAUUGGAGUAAAUGGGCUGUCAGACUAUUGUGCAAGUAAAUUCGCAGCCCUUGGAUUUGCAGAAUCUAUGUUUAUCGAAACACUUGCCAAGAAACAAUGGGGGAUCAAAACUACAAUUGUGUGCCCAUUCUUUAUAAAAACUGGAAUGUUUGAAGGUUGCACUACUAAGUGUCCUACUCUGUUACCAAUUCUGGAUCCAGAAUAUGCAGUUAGGAAAAUCAUAGAUGCCAUUCUCCAGGAGCAGCUAUAUUUGUAUAUGCCCAAGUUCUUAUACUUCAUUGUGUUUUUAAAAAGCAUCUUGCCAAUCAAGACAGGAAUCCUUAUAGCUAACUACCUGGGAGUCUUUCAUAUGACGGAGGGCUUCAUUGGCCAAAAGAAGAAAACUUAACAAUAGUUCCAUGCCCUGUGUCACCUGAGACCCAUGGCUACAUCAGGCUUACAUCAAAGAAGAAAGGUAUUUCUGUUUGGCAGAACCCAAAGACAAGUAUGUUCUGCUGUGGACUAGAAUGUCCUU
Molecule: messenger RNA, 1196 nt
Organism: Mus pahari (shrew mouse)
Lineage: Eukaryota; Metazoa; Chordata; Mammalia; Rodentia; Muridae
Gene: Sdr16c5
Product: short chain dehydrogenase/reductase family 16C member 5
Exons: 7
Coding region: 141-1070 (309 amino acids)
Biological process (GO): retinol metabolic process; retinal metabolic process
Cellular component (GO): lipid droplet
Molecular function (GO): all-trans-retinol dehydrogenase (NAD+) activity
Source: RefSeq, a predicted model, not a curated record